AUGGUAUCUUUAAACGAAGUGAUCAUCGCCGUUCUUGACGGAAUCCAAAUUGACGCGUUUGGUGGAAAUGAAGUAGAGCGUUUGAAAGUCCGCGCUGCUGCACGUCGACUUCUGGCAAGAGUGGAGACUCCUUAUGAACGUGCAUGGGGUUUCUGUUUCGAGCACCCUGCUGUCUUUGCCGCCCUCCAGACAUGUAUUGAUUUGGGACUUUGGAGAUCCUGGACUGCUAUUGGAGGGGGAGAGAAGUCGAUCGAUGAGCUGGUUGAUUUGACUAAGCCUACGGUCGAGACAAACCUCCUUCGUCGAUUCUUCCGCCUGUUAGCAGCUUUCAACGUGGUUGAAGAGACCGGAGAAGAUCGAUUCAAACCCACCCCUUUCUCCUUUGCCAUUGGUGAUGAAAGUACCAAGGUCCGAGCUUCACUUGAAGCAGCCACACACCAAUAUAUUGCGUCCGGUCGCAAUCUCCCUGGCUACCUAGCCAAGACAUUCUACAAAGAACCGACCGACAUCAAUGUGAAUAACUACUCAGACUCCGAUCCAGAUGGCCUCAAUUUCUUUGGCCGGCUACAGGCAAGUCCCGCAUGCUUUGAAGCAUUCACAGGCCACAUGGAAGCAUGGACGACAUGGAAAACCCCCUGGACCAAGGUUUACGACACAACCAGACUGCUCAAGGGUGCGGAUCUGAACAAUGGUGCUCCAUUUGUCGUGGAUGUCGGUGGAAACACAGGAAUCGACAUUUCCCACGUGUUAGUCGCGCAUCCGGAUCUCCCAGCUGGAGCACUCGUUCUACAAGAUCUUCCCGAGAUCAUUGCCAAAGCUAAGGUGAAUGAAAGGAUCACGGCGAUGACCCAUGAUGUCUUCUUACCGCAGCCAGUGAAAGGUAGCCGAGCAUACUUCAUGCAUGCGGUCCUUCACGAUUGGCCGGAUGAAAAAGCUAAGCAUCUACUUGGUAAUACCCGGGACGCAAUGGUGAAGGGUUACUCGAAGCUCUUCAUCUAUGAUAUUGUCCUUCCGCCUAAAGGGGCGAGUAUUAGUCAAACUACCAUGGAUGUCCAGAUGCUGGCGUUGCUUUCGGCGGCGGAGCGAACUGAAGGUGAUUGGAAGAAACUUCUGGCUGAAUCUGGUUUUAGGAUUUGCAAAUUUUGGCCUGAUCCUCAACAAUAUGAGAUGGUGAUUGAAGCCGAGGUUGCGUAG
Molecule: messenger RNA, 1194 nt
Organism: Penicillium odoratum
Lineage: Eukaryota; Fungi; Ascomycota; Eurotiomycetes; Eurotiales; Aspergillaceae
Exons: 4
Coding region: 1-1194 (397 amino acids)
Molecular function (GO): O-methyltransferase activity
Source: RefSeq, a predicted model, not a curated record